AUGCCUUUACCCCAUUUGAAAAAAAGAGUUCUUGAGAAAAUAGCCCUCCUUGCUGUAGAAGAAGUUCGCUGGGCUUUCAAUGUCGAAAAUGAUCUGGAAGAGCUUCAGGACACCAUGACCCGCAUCAAAGCUGUUCUUUUGGAUGCUGAGCGGCAACAGCACCAGAAUGAAGCGUUGCGCCUUUCCAUUUGUAAGCUUAGAGACCUCUUUUACGAUGCUGAAGAUGUGAUUGAUGAGAUCGAGUGUGAAGCUCUGCGAAAAGAGGUCGUGAAUUAUCCAAGCACCAGCAUAAAGGUACGAUGUUUGCCUUCAUGCUUUGUUCCUCUAGCAUUCUCUUCAAAAAUGGGUCAUAAAAUCAAAGAGAUCAAUAAAAGGAUAGACAAAAUUGCUACUGAGUGGGACAGAUUUAAUUUAGGACAGCAAGUUGACAACCGACGUGUUAUUCACAGGGAGACUCACUCUUUUGUGAAUGCUUCGGAUGUCAUUGGUCGAGAUGAAGAUAGAGAAAACAUUAUAAAUCUUUUAAAGGAACCAAGUGAUGAGAGUGGAAACAUCCCUGUCAUUCCCAUAGUUGGAAUUGGGGGUCUAGGGAAGACCACACUUGCUCAAUUCGUAUACAAUGAUGAACGGGUUAUUAAGCUUUUCUCAUUGAGAAUAUGGGUCUGUGUGUCAGAGGAGUUUGAUCUUCGUAGAUUGCUCCAGGAGAUGAUUUAUUCUAUAAGUAAAAAAAAGUGUGAUGAUACAAAAAUUGACAUCUUACAAACCCAAUUGCGAAGUCUUGUGAAUGAUGAGAACUUUUUGUUGGUUUUAGAUGAUGUGUGGAACGAAGACCGUGUCAAAUGGAUUGAGUUCAAAAAUUUAUUGAUGUCAAUGGGUAACUUAUCUCGAAAUAAAAUGAUCGUGACUACUCGUACUUUAAAGGUUGCCUCAAUAAUGAGUGCGUGUGAUCCUUAUGUAUUAAAAGGUGUUGAGUUUUAG
Molecule: messenger RNA, 978 nt
Organism: Theobroma cacao (cacao)
Lineage: Eukaryota; Viridiplantae; Streptophyta; Magnoliopsida; Malvales; Malvaceae
Source: RefSeq, a predicted model, not a curated record